AUGUUCCUUGGGCCGAGAUACAUCCAUCACUUUUCUACACAACAAGUAACAAGGAGCUUGACGCAAUUACUUACACCAAAACAUUAUGGAGUUUGUCUUGUGAGACACAAUUCAGCGAUACCAUCGAUAUCCAGUAAUCUCCAUGUUAUGCUACUUCCCCAGAACGUCACUAAUGGACACUUGAGCUUGAUAACGAAACGGUGUUUUGCAACUUCGAAUUUAAACUUCAAGGAGAACGAAAAGGUGGGAAAGACUAAAAUUUCACCAUCUGAAUUAGUAGGGAAACACAAAGGAGAGAGCAAAGAUCCUUCGGAACGGGGAGAACAUGUGAAAGGUUGGAAGGAGAAACUAUUGGGGAUCACGCAUGAGGAAUCGAAUAGUGCAACAUUCUCAGAGGUGUGGAGAUUGAUAAAGUUGGGUAGGAAGGACCUACCACUAUUCUUAUUGGCAAUGACAUUAUUGGUGAUUUCUGCAGCCAUUGUGAUGUCGUUACCGAAAAUUACCGGUUUGAUAUUAGAUGCAACCAGGAAUUUCACCAAGCUUGAUGAUGUUGAAAUUUAUGGAUAUUCAUUAGAAGAUUUCUUGUAUUUAAUGGCGGCAAUGUUGGCGAUCUCAACGGCUGCAACGGUGGCUAGGAUUAUAAUGAUGAGAAUCUUGGGUGAGAAUUUGGUUUCAAGGUUAAGAUCCAACUUCAUGAAGAAAAUCUACAUGCAAGAUAUGUCAUUUUAUGAUAAGAAUAAAGUUGGUGAUUUGAUUUCGAGAUUGAGUUCAGAUGCUUAUGUUGUCAGUAAAUCAAUUACGCAAAAUGCGUCUGACGGUAUCAAGCACUCCCUUGUCUUGGGGUCAUCCAUAACCAUGAUGUUUGUUUUAUCGACGAAAUUAUCCCUGAUUAUGUUGGCAUUUGCUCCACCACUACUGUUUUUCUCGUACUUAUAUGGUUUGAAAAUUAGGUCCUUAUCUAGACAGUUACAACAAGCAACAGGUGCAUUAACAAAAGUCAGCGAGCAACAGUUGAACUCCAUCAGGACAAUUCAAUCGUUUACUGCCGAGACAAAAGAAUUACGGCGUUACAAUGAAAGAAUCAGAAGCGUUUGGAAGAUUUCAGUAAAGGAUGCCAUAACUAAUGCUACAUUUUUUGGAUCCACAGGAAUUUUAGGGAACACCACAUUUAUACUUACGUUAGCACUUGGUACAAGGUUUGUAUUUGAUGGUUCAAUGACUGUUGGUGAUUUAACAGCGUAUUUGAUUUAUACCGAAUAUUGUGGGAACGCCACAUUUGGUAUUGCCAGUUUUUACACUGAGCUCUUCAAGGGUGCCGGUGCAGCCAGUAGAUUGUUUGAAAUGUUAGACAUCAAGCCAAGUAUCGAUCCAAUCCACGGCCAUAAGUUGGUGAGUAGUAUCAACAGGUCGUCAACGCCAAUCGAGGGCAAGGAAGUUGUUUGUAAGGGACACAUUAGAUUUGAAGAUGUAUCAUUUGCCUACCCAACAAGACCCAACAAUAUUGUUUUUGACAAGUUAUCAUUUGACAUACCAGCAGGCACUAGUGUUUGCAUUGUUGGCCCCUCCGGUAAGGGUAAAUCAACCAUUGCCUCGCUCUUACUCCGGUUUUAUCAACCCCUGAGUGGGCGUAUAGUAGUUGAUGGACACAAUCUGGAAGAAUUUUCGGUACACUCUGUACGUCAGACAUUUGGGUUUGUCCAGCAAGAGCCGGUGUUGAUCGAGGGUACCAUCGAGGAGAACAUACGGUACGGCUUGCCCCUGAAGCUUUCCAAGAGGCUCAAGAGGUCAGACGUUGAAUGGGCUGCGCAGAAGGCCAACUGUGACUUUAUCUACUCAUUACCUGAAGGCUUUGAUACAAACAUUGGACCUAGAGGAUCGUUGUUAUCUGGAGGACAGCGCCAGAAGAUUGCGUUAGCCCGGUGUCUGAUCAAGGAACCUCCUGUUUUGAUCCUCGACGAAGCUACAAGUGCUCUAGACAGCAAGAGUGAGUCUGCUAUCAACGAGACUCUGGAGAGAUUGAUGAAGAGCGGUAAAAUGACCACCAUCAGUAUAGCCCAUCGACUCAGUACCAUUGAGCGUUGCGAAUACAUCCUUGUACUUGGAUACCACGGGAGUAUCGUGGAGCAUGGUAAAUUCAGAGACCUUUGGUCCGAGAAAAACAGCCAUCUAUGGAAGUUGCUCAACACCACUCCAUCAUCUCCAAGCAACGGAUCCGAGCAAACCAAAUCUCAUGGUCCUCCCUUUGAUGGCGAUGGAGAGGGCAGCAACGAACGUGAUGACGUUGAGAGGAGAACGACAGACGAUGCCGAAGGUGACGACGAAACCGAAAGUGCCAACAAAGAAGUCAACGAUGCAAAUAGUGACAAUAACAAUCUAUCUAACGUGCAGAAAGAAAAUGAGGCUACAGAACGUCUUCCCCCUACAGAAGGUGCCAUCCGCAUGAGGAUGUGA
Pichia kudriavzevii is the source of this 2451-nucleotide messenger RNA. RefSeq lists its product as uncharacterized. Gene Ontology annotation, molecular function: ATP hydrolysis activity; ABC-type oligopeptide transporter activity; ATP binding. Gene Ontology annotation, cellular component: membrane. The coding region runs from base 1 to 2451 and encodes 816 amino acids. The transcript has a single exon. Lineage: Eukaryota; Fungi; Ascomycota; Pichiomycetes; Pichiales; Pichiaceae. The record is from RefSeq and is a predicted model, not a curated record. Gene Ontology annotation, biological process: transmembrane transport.